AUGAAGGCCGCAGUAAUUAUUUUGCUGGUGAGCUCCACUCUUGCUGCUCCCACUCGAACCAUUGCAACCCGUCAACUCGACGGACUCGACGGCACUGGAACAAGCAGCGGACUUGGAGCCCUGAUCUCGGGCCUCAGCAGCAUCCCCGGUCUGAGCGGCUCCUCGGGAAGCGGGUUCAGCCUUCCCAGUACAAUUCCCGGUCUCUCUGGACUAUCUGGCCUUUCAGAUUUGACUGGAUCAGACGAGAGUGGUAGCUCUGGUCUCAGUGGAUUCAAGCGCCAGCUCACUGGGUCAACUAAAAAUGGUGUGACUGACAACACCGGUUGCGAGGAAUUGACUUUGAUCUUCGCUCGUGGAACUGACGAGCUUGGUAACAUGGGUACGGUUGUCGGCCCUCCGCUUGCAACGGCGCUCGCCUCCCUGACAAAAAACAACGUCACUGUUCAGGGCGUGAACUACGACGCAUCCGUCGCGGGUGAUACUACCCUCGGUGAGGAUGGCGGUUCUGACAUAGCCAGUCUCGUCAAGCAAUCUAUCAAGCAGUGCCCUGACUCGAAGGUCGUGAUCGCCGGAUACUCCGAAGGUGCCAUGGUUGUCCACAACGCUGCCAACAGUCUUUCCGCUGACCAGGUCUAUGGUGCCGUGCUGUUCGGUGACCCCUUAAAGAUGGAGAGCGUUGGUCAGCUUGCCAGCAGUAAGGUCAAGGAAUUCUGUGCCACUGGCGACCCGGUUUGUGAGAACGGAGCCGAUGUCAUGGCCCAUCUUUCCUAUGGAAGCGAUGCCAAGGAGGCCGCGCAGUUCCUUGUAGAGGCUGCUGGUCUUUCUAGCUCGUAA
Penicillium malachiteum is the source of this 834-nucleotide messenger RNA. Its product is annotated as carbohydrate esterase family 5 protein. Gene Ontology annotation, biological process: carbohydrate catabolic process. Bases 1 to 834 code for a protein of 277 amino acids. Lineage: Eukaryota; Fungi; Ascomycota; Eurotiomycetes; Eurotiales; Aspergillaceae. Gene Ontology annotation, molecular function: cutinase activity. The transcript has 2 exons. The record is from RefSeq and is a predicted model, not a curated record. Gene Ontology annotation, cellular component: extracellular region.